UAUUGAUGUAGCUGGAUGUUACGGCAUAACAGAAUGAGACAGGCUGGCUUUCAAGUGUCUUACGCGCACUCAAAGCGAACAAAGUGUACCUUCGGAUUAAAAAGCAUGCUCGGGAACGGAGGAAAAAUGCAGCCGCAUUGCUUGUAUUGUUUUUCAAAGUAACUGGGCUGAACGCUUCAGAGAACCUCCGAAAACAGGGGAAGAUAAAGGUGGUGUAGUGUGGGUGGUACCAUGUGAAUGAUGAGUAUGAUGAAGCCUACACGCAAGCUGCUGUUUGUCUUGUGUCCCAUGCUGGUCCUGGGAUUCAUUUACUACUCCUCGGGGAAGCUGCACCUGCACGUUUGGGGCCAGAAGCCAGAGCCUGUGGUGGAUACGCUACUCACCGUGGGACGAAUAGUAGGCUCAGAGCUAGCCGCAGAAGCGCAGCCCUGUCUUCGUAAGAGCCGGGGAACAGUGAAUCCUCCGACUCUCGGCCCAGAUUGCAGGCAAGAAGAGUAUGUUGGGAGGGCCACUUCCAUCCAGAAAUCAUCUGUCAUGAGUGACGGAAGGAAAAUUGUCCGUACUAAAAAUGUGUAUGAUAAACAGGGAUUCUUGCUGAAACUGGACGGAAAGCUGCCGCCGGAGCUCGUGUACAAGUACGGCAAUCUCAGCGAGGGAGCCUGCAAGCCCGGCUACGCGGCCGCCAAGAUGACCGCCAUCUAUCCAAAGUUCAUGAAGCCGGCCCCCAUGUUUCUGGACCGGAACUUUAAACGGCUUGGGAAAGUCAGCAAUUACAUGCCUCCCUUUGGAUUCAAAACACAAGAAAGGAUCAUCGACACUAUUUUAAGCGCUACAAAGAACUUUGGGCUGGGCCCCGAACUGGACAGUUUGAGUUGUAAAAAGUGCAUUAUUGUGGGCAACGGUGGUAUCCUCGCCAACAAGUCGUUGGGGUCCCGCAUCGACGAGUACGACGUUGUUGUAAGGUUGAACGAGGCCCCAGUGAGCGGCUUUGGGAAGGACGUGGGGACCAAGACCACCAUCCGCAUCACCUACCCCGAGGGGGCGAUCCAGAAGCCAGAGCGUUACGAGAAGGACUCGCUCUUCGUCUUCUCUGCCUUCAAACCCCAGGACUUCAAGUGGCUGCGCCAGAUGGUGUUUAAAGAAAAGCUGCGGGGCACAGAGGGCUUCUGGAAGUCGGUGGCGCAACACGUACCCAGGGAGCCCUCGGAGAUGCGCAUCCUGAACCCCUACUUCAUCCAGGAAGCCGCCUUCCAGUUCAUCGGCCUACCGCUCAACAACGGCCUUAUGGGGAAGGGGAACAUUCCAACGCUGGGGACUGUUGCCAUAACGAUGGCCCUCCAUAACUGUGAUGAGGUGGCCGUGGCUGGAUUCGGGUAUGACAUGAACACCCCGCACGCGCCCCUGCACUACUACGAGACGGUCAAGAUGUCCGCCAUCAAGGAGUCUUGGACCCACAACAUUUCAAAAGAGAAGGAGUUUCUCCGCAAGCUGGUGAAGGCCAAUGUCAUCACAGACUUAACCCACGGGAUCUGAGGCUGCAUGGGAUGCCUAUCCCAGUGAACUCCUGGGCAGGGAGAGAGCUGGGAGACGGACACAGGGCGGCAGAGAGCGCAGGAGCUCGCCGGCCCGCCCCUCUCUGCUCCAGAGCCUAGCCCCCUACCGCCUUCCCGGGAGGUGGGAAGGCCGGCCCCCGGGGGAGACAGGCCCGCCCCUCCUGACCAAUAGGCUCCUGCGUUUGGUUGCGGGAGUUGAAUUUCCUUCUUGCAGUAUGUGAACGGUACUAAGGAAGAAACGAAGAUGGAGGGGG
This is a messenger RNA of Megalops cyprinoides (Indo-Pacific tarpon), 1807 nucleotides long. Its product is annotated as CMP-N-acetylneuraminate-beta-1,4-galactoside alpha-2,3-sialyltransferase-like. Gene Ontology annotation, molecular function: sialyltransferase activity. The record is from RefSeq and is a predicted model, not a curated record. The coding region runs from base 238 to 1533 and encodes 431 amino acids. The transcript has 14 exons. NCBI's taxonomy places the organism in Eukaryota, Metazoa, Chordata, Actinopteri, Elopiformes, Megalopidae.